AUGGCACAAACACCCGCACCGGGGGGUGCGGGCGUCGCUGCCACUGGCCAAGAUCUAACACGGCGUGUGGAAUCCGAGGUUCACGAGAAGAUCCAACGCCAUGGAGGGGAAUCAACCGAAUCGACAGACAAAGGCUUCUUUGACGAGAUGAAAGAACAAGAGCGAGACGAAAUCACCUAUCUCGCGCGGCAAAUAUCGCAAAUCUCACGCCGAAGUAGCCUGUCAUCUGGAGAGCCUAUGAAUUCAUUUCUCGAUACCACUACCGACCCCGAGUUAGAUCCAAAUUCAGAAAGUUUUAAUCAGAAGAAAUGGGUGAAGAACUUACUGCAUAUUACCUCUCGCGAUCCAGAGACGUAUCCUCGUCGAACUGCUGGUGUUACCUUUCGGAAUUUGAAUGCCUACGGUUUUGGAACUGCCGCGGACUAUCAAGCUGAUGUCUUCAACACCUGGCUGAAAGCGUUUGGCUAUAUACGCGGUCGGUUGGGGCUGCGCAAGAAGAGGCGCAUAGACAUCUUGCGAGAUUUUGAAGGAUUAGUCAAGAGUGGAGAGAUGCUGGUUGUUCUAGGUCGACCUGGAAGUGGUUGCUCAACAUUACUGCGAACGCUAUGUGGAGACACACACGGUCUCUGGCUCGACCAAGGAACCGAUAUCCAAUAUGAAGGAGUCUCCUACGAAGAAAUGCACAGUCGAUUUCGCGGAGAAGUUAUCUACCAGGGCGAGCAGGAGAUUCAUUUCCCCCAAAUGACAGCUGGGGACACCCUACUCUUCGCCGCUCGAGCUCGCGCCCCUGCCAAUAGACUUCCUGGUGUAAGCCGAGAACAAUACGCAAUGCACAUGCGUGACGUCGUCAUGGCAAUCCUAGGGCUAUCUCAUACCAAGAAUACUCGAGUUGGAAAUGAGUAUAUCCGUGGUGUGUCUGGUGGUGAGCGUAAGCGCGUCAGUAUUGCUGAGACGACUCUGUGCGGUAGUCCUUUGCAAUGCUGGGAUAAUAGUACUCGUGGUUUAGAUAGUGCGACUGCUCUUGAGUUUGUUCGUACUCUACGGACCUCGACCAAGUAUUCAGGCUCUACCGCAAUCGUAGCGAUUUACCAAGCCGGACAAGCUAUUUAUGAUAUAUUCGAUAAAACUAUUGUUCUGUAUGAAGGUCGCCAAAUAUACUUUGGCCGCGCUGACGAUGCAAAGCGCUUCUUUAUCGACAUGGGUUUCCACUGCCCCCCACGACAGACCACCGCUGAUUUCUUAACCUCUCUUACAAGCCCCGCAGAACGUGAAGUUCGUCCUGGUUUUGAAGGUCGUGUACCCAACACCCCUGACGAGUUUGCUGCUCGUUGGCGCGAAAGUCCAGAAAGACAAGCUUUCAUCGCUGAAAUGGACGCCUUCCAAGCAGCGCACCCAUUAGGAGGCGAAAAGUACAAGGAGUUCACCGAGUCUCGCAAGAAAGAAAAAGCCAAAGGAACUCGCGCCGCCUCGCCGUAUACCUUGACCUACCCCAUGCAAGUCAAGCUUUGCUUCUGGCGUGGUGCUAAGCGGUUACAGGGUGAUAUGAGUAAUACUUUAGCAGCUGUGAUUGGCAAUAUCAUCAUGUCGUUGAUUGUUUCCAGCAUGUUUUAUAAUUUGCCGCAAGAUACGAACAGUUUUUAUCAACGAUCUUCCUUGAUGUUCUUCGCUAUUCUGAUGAACGCAUUUGCAAGCGUUCUUGAGAUUCAAACCUUGUGGGAUCAAAGGCCUAUCGUGGAGAAGCACAAGAAAUACGCCCUUUAUCAUCCAUCUGCAGAAGGUCUCAGUUCAAUGUUGGUCGAUUUGCCUGCCAAAAUCGUCAGUGCUGUUGUUUUCAAUUUGAUCUUGUAUUUCAUGACGGGCCUGCGUCGUACACACGGCGCGUUCUUUACAUUCUUCCUCUUCUCUUUCACGACAACGCUUACUAUGUCAAAUUUAUUUCGAUUAAUCGGCUCGCUGUCACGAACACAGGCACAGGCAAUGGUGCCGGCAGGUAUUUUCAUGCUCGCCCUCAUGAUAUAUACAGGAUUUACGAUCCCCAUUCGAAGCAUGCAUCCCUGGUUCCGUUGGAUAAAUUACAUCAAUCCAAUCGCCUACGGAUUUGAAAGUCUGAUGGUCAACGAAUUCGGUAACAGAAACUGGACCUGUUCGAAUUUUGUCCCCAGUGGACCGUCUUACAAUAAUUUACCUGAUCAAUCAUAUAUUUGUCAGGCUAACGGUGCUGUUCCUGGACAGACGGUCGUUCAAGGGAAUGACUAUUUGGCGACGACCUAUCAGUACUCACAAGGCCACUUAUGGCGUAAUUUCGGCAUCUUGGCUGGAUUCUUCUUCUUUCUCUUGGUUCUGCUUAUUAUUGCUAGUGAGCUUGUCACCGCUAAACCAUCGAAGGGUGAAAUCUUAGUUUUUCCACGAGGAAAGAUUCCCAGCUUCGCCAAGAACAGAGGCAAAAAGGAUGACGCAGAAGCGCCUGUCGAAAAUACCAAGACGAGCGUUGAGAAAAAUGGACAUGAUGAGGUAGCUGCUAUUGCUCGACAAACAUCUAUUUUCCACUGGCAAGACGUGUGCUACGAUAUCAAGAUUAAGGGCGAACCCCGAAGAAUCCUUGAUAAUGUUGAUGGAUGGGUCAAACCAGGCACGCUCACGGCACUUAUGGGGGUCACUGGCGCCGGAAAGACAAGUUUACUGGAUGUAUUAGCCAACCGCGUUACCAUUGGUGUUGUUACGGGCCAGAUGCUGGUCGACGGUUGCCCACGCGAUUCAUCUUUUCAACGAAAAACGGGAUACGUGCAACAACAGGAUUUGCACCUUGAGACUUCAACUGUUAGGGAAGCGUUACGGUUCAGCGCCCUUCUUCGUCAACCGGCGUCGGUUCCGAAGGAGGAAAAAUAUGCAUACGUUGAAGAGGUUAUUAAGAUGCUGGGUAUGGAUGAAUAUGCGGAAGCGGUUGUUGGCGUCUUGGGCGAAGGUCUCAAUGUAGAGCAGCGCAAAAGAUUGACAAUUGGUGUCGAAAUUGCUGCUAAGCCUGAUCUGUUACUAUUCUUUGACGAGCCUACAUCUGGUCUGGAUUCUCAAACUGCAUGGAGUAUCUGUCAAUUGAUGCGAAAACUUGCAAAUCACGGUCAAGCCAUCUUGUGUACCAUUCAUCAACCGUCCGCCAUUCUCAUGCAGGAAUUUGACCGUCUAUUGUUCCUCGCAAAAGGAGGGCGAACUAUCUACUUUGGCGACUUGGGCGACAGUAUGAGUGAAUUGAUCUCCUAUUUUGAACGAAACGGCUCCUCCAAGUGUCCUGAAUCAGCGAACCCAGCUGAAUGGAUGUUGGAAGUUAUUGGUGCAGCACCUGGCUCUAAAGCAGACAAGGACUGGGCCGAGGUCUGGAAGGGUAGCUCUGAACGUGCUGUUGUUCGUGAAAAACUUGCUAUUAUGAAGGCGGAUCUCCAAGCUAAGGAACGUCCCGAGAAUGGCGCUGGUUGGUCGGAAUUUGCUAUGCCUCUCUGGUACCAAUUCUUGGUGAUUGUUCACCGAAAUUUCCAGCAGUUCUGGCGUACGCCAGGCUACAUUUAUGCCAAGAUGACGAUGAGUGUAGUUCCGACAUUAUUUAUAGGCUUUUCCUUCUGGAGGGCCGGAACUUCAAUACAAGGCCUCGAAAAUCAAACAUUCGCCAUCUUCAUGUUUCUCACAAUGUUUCCUAACCUGAGUCAACAAAUGAUGCCUUAUUUCGCACUCCAACGCUCGUUAUACGAGGUUCGUGAACGGCCUAGUAAAGCAUAUUCAUGGAUAGCAUUCAUCCUGGCAUCAAUCGUGGUUGAGAUACCCUGGAACUUAUUCAUGGCUAUACCCGCCUUCUUUGCAUGGUACUACCCUAUUGGAUUAUAUAAGAAUGCAGAACCGACAGAUAGCGUUGUAUCAAGAGGUGGAACAAUGUUCUUAAUUAUUCUGCUGUUUAUGCUAUUCACCUCGACCUUUACAAUGAUGGUUGUUGCGGGCAUUGAUGACGCGGCUACCGCUGGACAAAUAUCGCAAUUGAUGUUUUCGUUAUGUCUUGUGUUUUGCGGCGUGCUCGUCACUCCCGGCGCCCUCCCCGGAUUCUGGAUCUUCAUGUACCGCGUCUCCCCAUUCACGUACAUAGUCAGCGCGGUAUUAUCAGUCGGUCUGGCCCAAACAUCCGUCGAAUGUUCCUCUAUCGAACUCCUUACUCUCUCCCCACCCAAUGCCGGCGAAACCUGCCAAUCCUUCCUCAGCAACUACAUCUUAGACGUAGGCGGGCGAAUAAUAAACCCCAACGCUACAGAAAACUGCCAGUUCUGUUCCUUAGCUACUACAGACGAAUUCCUGGCCGCUGAGAGUAUAUAUUUCAGUGAGCGGUGGCGUGAUAUCGGAAUUCUGUUUGCGUAUUGUGGGUUUAAUGUUUUGGCUGCUAUAUUUUUGUAUUGGUUGGCUAGGGUGCCGAGGGGAAAUAGGGUGAAGGAAGUGCCUGGUGAGAAUGGUAAGGAUCUUGUGGUUGUGAGGACGCGCAGUCGGAGGGAGGUUAAGGAAGUCAAAUGAUUGAAUCGUCCUUGUGAUUUCUUUCGAGGACUGUGGUGACUGUGGAAGGGCCUGGCCUUUAUAUCUUAGAAACACAAUGACGUUAUUUGUAUAUAUUUGUCCCAUGUAUCUAUUAGAAUCCAUUUUCUGCCCUCGAAUAGAUGUCCUGGAAUUUGUUCGUU
Talaromyces stipitatus ATCC 10500 is the source of this 4700-nucleotide messenger RNA. RefSeq names its product ABC multidrug transporter, putative. The transcript is spliced from 5 exons. Gene Ontology annotation, cellular component: membrane. The coding region runs from base 1 to 4539 and encodes 1512 amino acids. NCBI's taxonomy places the organism in Eukaryota, Fungi, Ascomycota, Eurotiomycetes, Eurotiales, Trichocomaceae. Gene Ontology annotation, biological process: xenobiotic detoxification by transmembrane export across the plasma membrane. The record is from RefSeq and is a predicted model, not a curated record. Gene Ontology annotation, molecular function: ABC-type transporter activity; ATP hydrolysis activity; ATP binding.